Molecule: messenger RNA, 1746 nt
Organism: Eimeria mitis
Lineage: Eukaryota; Apicomplexa; Conoidasida; Eucoccidiorida; Eimeriidae
Source: RefSeq, a predicted model, not a curated record
AUGAACCGCGCGAACAGCCCCUUGCUGGCGAGGGUACAUACUCUGAGGCCUACGGGGAAGUGCGAGUUGAGUCCGUCGCAGGGCACAAAGGAAGCUACUCGGUUCAAGAGCGGGCAUCCCAUGAUAGGUGGACUGAAGGUUCUGGAGAGCCUCCCGUACAACCAUUUCCUAUUGAAGGGCCUGGUGUGCCUUUGCCUUAUUAUGGAAGAGGAGGCAGGAGGAAAUCGAUACGAGCACGACAGGGAACGUUUAGGCACAGUACAACGUCUAGUCAAGCUCCUGAAGUUGAUACGCAGUUGGUGGCGUAUGGAGCACCGCAAAUUCCGCCUUCGGGGUUGCCCGAACAAAGUCCUUCAGUUUCAGGUCAAGCAUCCGGUGAUUCGUCGAUUGGAGGAAGUCAAAGACCUCCAGUACCAUCCGAUCGUUGGCGGACGGAAGGACAUGAAACACCCUCCGCACAGGGCUUCGGUGGAGCAGGGGCUGAUGAGCAUUUGCCAUCCUAUGGGGAAAGACACUGGUCGCAGUCGGCACGGCUUAGUGAAGGAACGGUUUACAGCCCAGCUUCUAGUGCAGACACUCUUGCAGAUAGUGGAGGAUUCGUUAGAAGCCGUUGCAAGUGAAGAAGCUGGAUCGGAGUGCAGAUUGCUACCAGCAGAAGUUAUGGAGAGGCUUGUGAGCUUUUUCAGUGACUCAAUAGGCACUGUAAGAAAGUGCAGCUCGCUCCUGCCUAGGCUAAGCUCACUGCAUGGUCGACGUUUAACUUGGAUGCUGCUAAGACUAGCAACGUUGGACAUGGCUGCUCUUGCACGCGUUCCACGCAGCAUUCAGGUUCAUAGAAGGGAACUGGGAAGAGCGAUGUAUGGCCUUGCUUUGGAGCUUUGUUCAUACAGCCAGAAUACCGAGACGCCAGACACCCUGUUCAUUCAACAGCUUCAGAUUUUUGCUCAACUUAUCCAAGAUAUCCAAUGUACAUGGGGUGCCGCCACCUCUUUACCACCCCAUAAAAACGCAAUACAAGUUGAGGCAAAUUUGGCUGUGUCUGAGACUGCACGAAAACACUAUGGGAAUGCGGUGGAUGGAUUGCUGUGGCUGACGGAGACUCUUUCUGCAGUGCAGGUAGCACCGCUGGUGGAGCAACACCUGCGUGUACUGGAAGCGCUUUGCAAUAUGCGCGCAGUUCAGGUUUCCCGGGAGACAGCAAGUCGACAGCUUAUCUUCCACUUCCAGAAGCUAAGAGGUUCUCGGCCACUCAUUGAUCUCGGCUUUUUGACCCCACAGGACAUGACCGUGCUGCCGGUACAAUAUACAUGUGCAGAACUCAGUCGGGUUGUCGCCCGUGGGGGAGGCAUUUUCAUUCCCCCACAAAUGAACCCCGGUCUUGCUGCAAUGCCGCCUUGGACACCGUCUUCUGGCCCUCAUAUGCAAGCCACUGAUGAAUUUCAAGGCACAUCAGGCUCAACAGAGAUGCACCGCAAGGGUUCAGGUUCUACGGAAUUGAGUGAAACUGUGACCGAGCAGGAAGCUCACGCGGAAUUGAGUGAAACUGUGACCGAGCAGGAAGCUCACAAGGCACGAUCCGGAACACCCUCAACGAGCCUGUCCCCUUCGGCAAGCACAAGGAGUCAAUCGGGAACACCCUCAGCGAGUCUGUCCCCUUCGCCAAGGGCGAGGAGAUGGAGCAGACAGCGACAUAGGAAUACACAAGCGAAGCCAAGCCCAGGGGAGUCACCAUCUGCGGGCCCGUGA